Phalaenopsis equestris is the source of this 585-nucleotide messenger RNA. Its product is annotated as transcription repressor OFP12-like. The coding region runs from base 1 to 585 and encodes 194 amino acids. Gene Ontology annotation, biological process: negative regulation of DNA-templated transcription. NCBI's taxonomy places the organism in Eukaryota, Viridiplantae, Streptophyta, Magnoliopsida, Asparagales, Orchidaceae. The transcript has a single exon. The record is from RefSeq and is a predicted model, not a curated record.
AUGCUCGGCUGCUUCACGAGGCUGAAACGCCCUUCCUCCAUUACCCCUCCAUUAACAAAAUCCUCCUCCCAUGCCUCCGGCGCCGCCAUCUCCGCCCCCCCCCCCCCCGCCGUUUUGAAAUCCUUCAACUCUCUCUUCGAUCCCUCCUCCUAUUCCGACACCCACACUCCAUCUUCCUCCCAAACCCUAACCCUAGCAUCCUCCUCCGCCGCCGCCGCCGCCGCUGAUCAUGAUCUAAUCUCCUCCGCCAUCGCCUCACGCCGUCUCUUUCCCGCCUCCCCUGGUCCAUCCAAUUCCAUCCUCGAUUCCUCCACCGUAAUCAUCCGCCUUGGAUCCGCCGGCGUAGCGGUUGCAACCUACACACCGAACCCCUAUGUGGAUUUCCGUCAAUCCAUGGAGGAGAUGGCGGCGGCGAUCGGGGUUUCCGGCCGUGGGACUCAGAUCGACCUCGCCGUCCUCCGCGAGCUCCUAUUCUGCUACCUGGAGCUCAAUCGAAAACAGGCGCAUAAGUAUAUUCUGAGCGCUUUUGCGGAUCUUCUAUUUUCACUCUUUAGCGAAGAGAAGGGUUUCGGCGGCCAUGAAUGA